Acomys russatus (golden spiny mouse) is the source of this 4224-nucleotide messenger RNA. It is a transcript of the gene Tcof1, whose product is annotated as treacle ribosome biogenesis factor 1. NCBI's taxonomy places the organism in Eukaryota, Metazoa, Chordata, Mammalia, Rodentia, Muridae. The transcript has 25 exons. Gene Ontology annotation, molecular function: protein binding. The record is from RefSeq and is a predicted model, not a curated record.
GUGAGGAACAUGAGGUUCUAGGGCGCGAGGGAAGAGGUUUGCGGGGGCGAGGGGGCGUGCACGUGAAUAGGUUGGCCGGAUCUCUGGCAUGGCCGAGGCCAGGAAGCGGCGGGAGCUGCUUCCCCUCAUCUACCAUCACUUGCUGCAGGCGGGCUACGUCCGUGCAGCGCGGGAAGUCAAGGAGCAGAGCGGCCAGAAGAGUUUCCUGACUCAGCCUGUCACCCUUCUGGACAUCUAUUCACACUGGCAACAGACCUCGGAGAUUGGCCAGAAGCAGAAAGCAAAGGAUGAUGCCACACUGCAAGCCAAAAAGUCCCGGGUGUCAGACCCCAUCAGCAGCUCAGAGAGCUCGGAGGAGGAGGAAGAGGAGGGAGAAACUGAAACUGCCAAAGCCACCCCAAGACCAGUGUCUGUCGGUUCCUCAGCCACGUCUACAGAUUUGCCAUCGAGCAUGAAAGAAAAGGCAAAGGCUAAGACAGCCAGCAAGGUGGUGAACUCCGAGACGCACCCUGUGUCAGGAAAGACGGUGGUCCAAUUGCUCUCUGGGAACUCACCCAAGAAGUCAGCAGAGCCCUUGGCAAACACAGUCUUGGCCUCAGAAACUGAGGAGGAGGGCAGUGCCCAGCUCGUCAGACCCACUGCCAAGCCUGGAGUGAUAUCAACGGGCCAAGCCAGCAGUUCCAGUGAGGAUACGUCCAGCUCAAGUGAUGAGACAGAUGUAGAGGAGAAAUCUUCAACAAAACCAGCCCAGGCCAAAGCUUCACCAGCUCCUGCCAAGGAGCCUCCAGCAAGAACAACUCCAGGCCCUACCAAGCUAGGGACUGUGACACCCCGGCUCCGGGAAGGUACACUGACUACACCAGGGAGGGCUGCAGAGGUGGAAGACUCUGAAAGCAGUGAGGACUCUGAGGAUGAGGACCAGCCCCCUGCUGGGACACCUAGCCAGGUGAAGGCCCCUGGAAAAGUUCUUCAGGCCAGAACUGCCUCCGUUCUUGCCAAGGGUAUCUCUGGGAAAGGGCCUCUCUUGGCAUCCCCAGGGAAGACUGGGCCCACAGCCACCCAGCCCAAGUCAGGAGGGCCACAGAAGGACAUGGAGAGCAGCAGUGAGGACAGUUCUGACAGUGAGGAUGAUGUGCCAGCUGCUGUGACCACUCCUCAGGUAAAGCCUUCCGGGAACAACCAUCAAGUUAGAGGUACCUUGGCCCCUGUCAAGGAGUCCUCCCAGAAAGGAGCUCCUCCAGUUAGCUCUGGGAAGGCAGGGCCUGUGGUGGCCCAGGCCCAAGCAAGGAAGCCAGAGGACUCAGACAGCAGCAGUGAGGAGUCAGAGAGUGACAGUGAGAAGACACCAGCACCUGUGACCCUAACCCCAAGUCCUGCCCAGGUGAAACCUUUGGGGAAAAGCCCACAGCUCAGACCUGCUUCCACCGUGAGCCUGGGGCCAUCAGGGAAAGGCGCCCACCCACCAUGCCCUGGGAAGACAGAGUCAGCAGCUCCCAGAGUCCAAAAGGUAGAAAAGCAGGACUCAGAGAGUAGCAGUGAGGAGUCGGACAGCGAUGGGGCUGUGGCCCCAGCCAAGGCUACACCCGCACUCCCUCAGAAGGUGGGGCCCGUGGCUACCCAGGUCAAGGUUGAACGGUACCAAGAAGAUUCAGAGAGCAGUGAGGAGUCGACUGACAGCGAUGAGGAGGCAGCACCAGCCUCUGCUGCAGCUCAGACCAAGCCAGCUCUGGAAAAGCAGACGAAGGCUUCCCUUAGGAAAGUUGCUUCCACCACCCCUGCAUCUGCCAUGAGAGUGAGUACCUCAUCCCAUUGUAAGGCAGGGACAAUGACUGCAUCACCCAGCCUGUCACCCCCAGCUCUGGCCAAGAGCACCCAGGGUUUAGAUUUGGACUCUUCUGAAGCCUGCAUUUGCCCAGCUGGGCUCACUCCUAGUCCCCUUGGGGCUUUUCAGGCCCCAUGAAACCCUUUCUUCCUCUUGUCAUUGUAGGGAAAGUCUAUGGGGAAGGGCCUCCAAGGGAGAGCUGCCUCAGGACAAAAGAAGGCCCCAGUAAAUCCUAGGAGGACAGGGCCCCCAGUUGCCCAGGCCAGAGCUACAGAAGACUCGGAGAGCAGUGAGGAGGAAUCCAGCAGUGAGGACGAGCAUGAGACCCCAGCACAGGCCACGCCUCUGGGGAAACUCCCCCAGCCCAAAACCAACCCACCUCCCACUAAUGCAUCUCCAGCCAAAGGGCCAGCACCUGCAUCUGGAAAAGUGACCACUAUAGCUGCUCCAGCCAAGGGGAAAACGCCUGUGAGUGCUGUUCAGAACAGUGCCGUCUCUACAAGGAGCCAGCAGUCCGUGCCAGCCAUGGGAAGACCAGGGGCCCCUGCAACCCAAGCACAGAAGAGGCCUGUGGCUGGAGCAGGAAAGGAGUCGGACAGCAGCAGUGAAGAGGACUCUCACAGUGAGGAAGACACGCCAGCCCAGAUAAAAGCUGUGGGGAAGACCUCUCAGGUCAGAGCUGCCUCAGCCCCUGCUAAGGAGCCCCCUGGGAAAGGAACCCCCAGGAAGACUGGGCCUACAGCUACCCAGGCCCAGCCAGGGAAGACGGAGGCCUCAGAAAGCAGUAGUGAGGAAUCUGACAGUGACAGGGAGAUGCCGUCAGCCCAGGAUGGUACCUCCCAACCUGCCAGAAGCAAAGCCUUAGCUCCAGCGCCCCCAGAGAAGAGAAUAGAAGGGUCCUCAGAGAGCAGUGACGAGGAGCUGCCGUCUGGCCAGGUGAAUAAAUCCCCUCUGACUUCUGUGGACCCUAAUCGUCCAGCUGGCCUAGCUCCUACGCCCACACAAGGCCAGCCUGUGAACACUGAAGGGAAGGCCCAGGCCUCCACCGGCACUGCCCAGAGCUCGUCCUCUGAGAGUGAGGAUGAGGACAUAAUUCCUGCCACACAACCCCCAACUCACGCCAUCAGAACCAAUGUGGCUGUGCCUGUAGCCCUCCCACGGACAGCCACCCAACCCAGCAAGAGUGAGCAGUCUAGUCGGAUGCCAAAAGGCAAGAAACCAAAGGCAGCAUCCACUCAGAUCAGCAGCGCCGUGGAAACACUCCCUGUGACACCUCCCCAGAGCACACCUGUCCAGUCCACAGCAACCAACGCGCUCAGAAAAUCCAAACUUCCUGAGAAGGAGCAGCUUACCCCAGGCCACCCCAAAGCCCCCCAGAGUUCAGAUGACAGCAGUGACACCUCUUCAGAGAGUGAGGAGGAUACCAAGAGACCUAAGAUGGCCAAGCCCACCGCUAGACUGGGCCCAGGCCCUUCCCAGAAGGACACUGUGGUGGAGGAGACCCCUUCUGAAUCCAGCGAAGAUGAGUUGGUGGCCCCCUCACAGUCUCUCCUCUCAGGGUUGACUGUGACUAAUUCCCAGCCUUCAAAAGCCACUCCUAGGCCAGACUCCAACCCCUUAGUUUCCUCUGCUCCAGCCACCAGUGAUAACCCAGAUGGCAAGCAGAAAGCAAAAUCCCAACACUCGGCAGACACCACGUUCCCUAAAACCGGUAGAAAAGAGGCUCCCUCGGGCCCCACACCUCAGAAACCCAGGAAACCCAAGAAAAGCUCCCCAAGCUCUGCAGCCCCCACCCAGACACUGCCAAACAGCAUUACCCAGCGCCUCCUGGAGCAGGCCUGGCCCCUGAGUGAGGCGCAGGUACACGCCUCUGUGGUGAAAGUCCUGACAGAACUGCUAGAGCAGGAAAGGCAGAAGGCCACAGAGGCCAUCAAGGAGAGUGGGAAGAAAGGCCAGAAGCGGAAACUACCAGAGAACCAGCUAGCAGCUGGGCCCUCAAAGAGGAAGAAGCAACAGCUGGUGCCUGGGACAAGUGCCAUUUCCUCAGAAAAGACCUCCAGGACUUCCAAGGCAAAAUCAAAGCCGGACAAAGCGAGUGCUGAUGGCAAGGAGAAGCCCGAAAGGCAGCUGGGGGUGAAGGUUGAGAGCGGAGAGCAGAGCGACUCAAAAGGCAAGAAAGAAAAGAAGAAAUCCAGUAAGAAAAAAAAAGACAAGGAAAAAAAGGAAAAGAAAAAAGGAAGAAAGACCUCAGCCAAAGACCCUGACUCACUAAUCCAGAAGAAGAAAAAGAAGAAGAAGACAACCGAGCCUGCUGUGUAAGUGCCGCCAGCACAUAGAAAAGAGUCUUGGCAGAGUGUAACCAUCUCCAGGCCUCUGACCUCUGGCCAGUGUGGAUUGGGACU